Messenger RNA from Trypanosoma rangeli, 672 nucleotides. Its product is annotated as putative Qa-SNARE protein. Bases 1 to 672 code for a protein of 223 amino acids. Lineage: Eukaryota; Euglenozoa; Kinetoplastea; Trypanosomatida; Trypanosomatidae. Gene Ontology annotation, molecular function: SNAP receptor activity; SNARE binding. The record is from RefSeq and is a predicted model, not a curated record. Gene Ontology annotation, cellular component: SNARE complex; late endosome membrane; ER to Golgi transport vesicle membrane. Gene Ontology annotation, biological process: vesicle fusion. The transcript has a single exon.
AUGUCUGAUGCUGCUAUGUAUGAUGAGGAGUUGAAGGGACUUGAAGAACAAAUUAGCGUACUUCUUCAAGCAGUGGAUUCAACCGCCAAUCCCAAUCAAAGGCUAGAAAGGUAUAAACGGGCUCAGGAUUUCAUGAAACGUCUUCAGAAAAUGCACCACCAAUUUAAGGUGAAGGUGCGCUUGCUAGAAGGCAAUGAACAAGAGGUUUAUGAAAAGCGGGGCCAAAUUCAUCUUUUGCGAAUUAAUCAGUUGAAAGGAGAACUGUACUCAAAAAAAGUGGAAGAAUCGGUUGUUGGUGCAUCUCAGGGAAAUACUAUGUGGGCCCCAAGCUCAUCCACUAAUGACGGAAAGGAAGAAGCCCACACGAUAGCGCAGCGUGUUAAAACUAUUCAAACUUCGACACUGGAUUCUCUGGCAGUGACAGAACGACUGCUGAAUGACACAGAAACAGUCGGUAUAGAUGCUUCUACAACACUUCGUGGUCAGACGGAACAAAUACAACAAGUCAAUGAGAAUUUAGAUGAGUUGGAUUCAGAGGUGAAUCGAGCAAAGAAGGAGCUUGCGACACUUAUUCGACGUAUGAUGGCUGACAAGAUUAUAAUUUGUUUUUCUGUGCUUAUAUUGGUUGGUAUUAUUAUUAUUGUUGUUUUAAAAGUAACUAAGAAGAAGUAA